CACCCUUUCUGUCCCAUCCCCCCCACCCCCAAUCCUAUCGCUCCUGCCCUGUCCCGGGGCCACCCGCAACCCCUGGCCCAGUCCCCUCCCCUCCCGCCACUCCUCCUCCUCCUCCUCCUCCUCCUCCCCCCGCCCGCUUCCCGCUCCGGUCGCCCUGCCCUCCUGAAGAGAGAGAGACGCCGAGGAGCGCCUGUUGCUCUCGGCCCGGCCGCGGGGAGCGAGGGCGCCUCCUCCUCCUCUUCGGACUCCUCCCUCGCUCCGCCGCUAGGGGGUGGCCUAGCCGAGCAGCCCGACCCGGAGGCAGAAGCAGUCGGCCGGAGCAGCGCCGGCGGCACCGCCACCAUGACCCUGGGCUGCAGCAGCGGGAGCAGCCGACCCUGUGGCUUGCUGGCGGCCCCCUCGCCGGAGGAGGAGGAAGAGGACGAGACGCCGUCCGACGUGGAGGAUGCCGACAUCGACGUGGUGGGGCCCCCUCACGAGCAGGCCAAGUUUAGCGAGGAAGAGGAGGAGGAGGAGGAGGAGGAGGAGGAAGAAGAGGAGGAAGACGAUUUGCGCCUCAUCCCCAAACAGGCGGUGAGGGUGAGGCUGUCCCCAGUCCAGCGAGGCCCGGAAGCCACGCUGGGCGACAAUCACGUCGUUGCAGCGCCUCCGGCAGGGUCGACUCCGGCGGGCUCGGCUGCCGGCCCGGCGUCCGCCUCGUCGUCUUCCUCGUCCUCGUCCACGUCCACGUCCACGUCCACGUCCGGCGGCGGCGCUUCAGGAGCCGGCAAAAACCCCUUGGUGAAGCCGCCCUACUCCUACAUCGCCCUCAUCACCAUGGCCAUCUUGCAGAGCCCCAAGAAGCGGCUGACGCUAAGCGAGAUCUGCGAGUUCAUCAGCGGCCGCUUCCCUUACUACCGCGAGAAGUUCCCGGCCUGGCAAAACUCCAUCCGCCACAACCUGUCGCUCAACGACUGUUUCGUCAAGAUCCCCCGCGAGCCGGGCAACCCGGGAAAAGGCAACUACUGGACUCUGGACCCGGAGUCCGCCGAUAUGUUCGACAACGGCUCCUUCCUGCGCCGGAGGAAGCGCUUCAAGAGGCAGCAGCAGCAGCUCCACCCGCAGCCGCCGGAGCUCCUCUUGCGCGCCGCCGCCGCCGCUGCGGACCCGGCGGCUUUCUUGCCGGGUUUCGCCUACGGACCUUAUGGCUACAACUACGGGCUGCAGCUACAGUUUCCACCAUCACCACCACCAUCACCACCACCCGGUUGCCGCAGGCGGAGGACGGCGGGGACUUUUUCUUUCCAGACUUCAUCCUGCACCCUUCCUGCGCCGCCUGGCCCUGGAGCCACGGCGACCGCCCCGUCCGUCUUCUCCGGCGGGCUCUCCUCUUUCCUGGGCGGCGAUCUAAGUUGCAGGAAAGCUUUCUAUCCGGCGGGGCAGCUUAGCCCUACCGCCUCCCUCCUGCAGAGUCUCAAGACGGACCAGGGAGCGGGCAACCGGCCUUCCUUUUCCAUAGACAAUAUCAUUGGAAGCGGUGGCGGCGCGGCCCCUCCGCCUUCCAGUAGCUCAGCGGUCAGCGCAACAGAUUCGCCCUUCCCGGCGGGCCAUGCUGGGAGCCAAGCGCAGGUCCUGGCUAUGUUGUCUCCAGCUCUGACUCCCUUACCGAACCAUUUGAGCCUCACCCACGAAUCACUCCUGCAAUCGGGACAAAACUUUUCCAGCAAACUCACAAACCUCAACAAUUGUCCUUUUUAAAGGCAACCACAAUGGCCCGUUCCUAAUCAACAUUCCCCCCUCCUAUCUAUCUCCCUCUAUUGUCCUCCCAUUGUGUUUUGAAAGGUAGGAACUUUUUUUGGGUGUGUGUGUGUGGCAUCUGGCAUCAGGAUCGGUGUGUGUGUGUGUGUACGCGCAUGUGUGUGUCUAUCUCCUCCGGGGUUGUGAUUUAGCAAAUGGCGGGGUAUGUGAGUAGGGGGAGAGAAAUUGUUGAGCCAAAAGACCUAUUAAAAAUUAAGUCUGUCUUAUGAAAUGAUUUCUGGCAGCUUGGGAGAGGGGAAAAAAAGCAAAAGUGAAAUCAUUUUAAUUAGGGCUGCAGUCCUAAGCUGUCCAGGUGGUGCUAUUUUAGUUGGAUUUAUUGGAAUGGCCUUCCAAGUAUGAAUCCAUCAGCAGCUCGGUUAUUCUGGCGCAACUGCCUUAUACUCCGUAAAGUUACUCCAUUCAAUUUAAGUCUGUCGGAGUGGAGAUCUUUGUGCAGUAGAAGGCAGACUUCCCAGGUAGUUGGUUGAAGCGUGUUCCAAGGGUUUAACUUUAGUGGUGGGUGUUAAUUCAUGCUUUUGGGGGGGGGGGGAGAAUCCCAUUGCAUUCUGUAUAUGCCCCCAGUUGUGCCUCGGAUAGCAACCUUGGGGUGUGUGUACGGUGGGGGGGGGAUGCACUUGUGAGACUUUGCAUUUAAGGGUCCUGAUGUCUGUAUUUUUCCCAUUUUUGAAUGAAGGUUUUAAACAUUUCCUCUCGGGCAUCCUUAAUAGUUCAGUGUUUCCUAAAAAUGUAUAAAUCAGUUUAUGUUUAAGUGAGAUUUGAAAUACAUAUCUCUAAAGAUCAGGCCAUAUCAGCAAAUCCUGUUAUCGAAACUCCCGCCUCCUCUCCAACCCUUCAGUGUGUGUGUGUGUGUGUGUGUGUGUGUUUUCAGUGUAUCUCAUUGGCAUGUAUACAUUGUGCACCAGAGCUAUUUUGCUCUCUUCCCACUAGUUGUGUUUCCCUCCUAUUUUAUUGAAAGAAUUGUGAAUGAUUAGAUGUGGAAAAGGCAACACAUUUUUUUUUGUCCAUCUCUGGUAUAAAUUAAUAAAUGUCUGUGAAUUCUCUUAAAAGGAACCCAGUGGAUCUUGCUAUUUGCUCUUGUAAUUUUUUAAAAAUGUUGUGUCAGUAGUAUUGGAUCUUUGAAAGUGAAAAAGACCUGCAGAGUGGAUGAAUUUAUUUAGAUAUUGUUAAAAGCUAAGGGAAAAAGCAACGCCUUUAGUUUUGCAGUAGCAAACCACUUUCAAAAUCUAAGUUCAGAGACUCCACUGCCAGGACCUAUUGCAGAAGUACAUAUUGGAUUGUACUCUUCGUAUUAUUAGCCAUCCUAAUCUCGGUCUUAAAAUAUAUAUCUUGAAUUGGCUUACUAGACUACAGGUAACAAUUGAAGACAGGGUUCAGCUGCUGUUUUGAGCAGAAAUGUAAUCUAUCAAAUAUUUCCCAUUAAGUAGACCAAGUUAAAAUGAGCCAGGUAAAUAUUUGUAGCUUACUAAUGAAAUGUGGGUUUGCCAGAAUUUUUCCUUCCUUGCCUGUUAAUGAACUCAAAAUUAGUUUACUGCUACCGUCCCUCCUAUUUCUUUUAAAGUAGUGCUUUGGGGUUUUAAACCUAAAAUAUUAUUUUUAUUAUAAGGAGUUAUGCAUUAUUUUUACUUGUGGCAUCACAUGUAGCAAUUAAGUUCUUGUUUUCCAAAAUUACUUGAAAUUCCCAGGCAGUUAAUAGAGGAAAAUUAUAUUCCCCACUCCCCUUUUUGUUAUAGUUGGAAAUGUUGACAUAUGACAAGGGGAGGAGUGGUGGAGGGCGAAUAAUUUAAGUUUGUUCUUUCUUGAGCCGAAAGGGUUGAAGUGAACAUUUGAAAUCUCUGCCUAAAUUUGUGAGUGAAAAAAGGUACAAAAUAAACAAACUCUCUUUCUUAGCCAA
Messenger RNA from Ahaetulla prasina, 3688 nucleotides. RefSeq names its product forkhead box D2 (gene FOXD2). The record is from RefSeq and is a predicted model, not a curated record. Lineage: Eukaryota; Metazoa; Chordata; Lepidosauria; Squamata; Colubridae. Gene Ontology annotation, biological process: cell differentiation; regulation of transcription by RNA polymerase II; anatomical structure morphogenesis. Gene Ontology annotation, molecular function: DNA-binding transcription factor activity, RNA polymerase II-specific; RNA polymerase II cis-regulatory region sequence-specific DNA binding.